GAUUCACAACAUAUGAUGGUGGAGACCAUAUUGGUCGGUGACGACCUAAUGAUGGGUCCUCCAUCUCCGGUCAUCCCUCCUGAAAUUGCUUCACAUGUGCUUGAAGGUGUUGAAUUGUGUGAUGGUAUCUUGAGGAAUCUUUUCUUAUUUUUGCAAAUCAAUGAUAUUGAACCAUUUUGCCAAGAUGAGCUUGCUUUGUAUCGGCAAUGUGCUGAAAACAGGGACAAGGUAUUGAGAGUAAGACUCCACUCCAAGAGAGCGAACACUAGUUAG
Molecule: messenger RNA, 273 nt
Organism: Thlaspi arvense
Lineage: Eukaryota; Viridiplantae; Streptophyta; Magnoliopsida; Brassicales; Brassicaceae
Source: the annotation of a GenBank genome assembly